GAAAAAUUUAAGUGCAAAGUACUUUAAGGUAAUUUGUGUAUUUUGCUAUUUGCAUAAUUUAAUGUGCUAAGAAUAGAACUUCUGGGGGGAUUUGCUUAAUUAUAAAUAGAAUAUUGGAACCACAGGACAAGUGCUCAUUUGGAGAGUUGGUCACAUAAAUAUAAAUACAUGCAUGUGGUCUCCUCAGUGUGUUACUGUAGAGGGAUGAAUGGCAUGUUACCCUUCUGUCUCAAGGGCAGAGGAAUUUAAGCAUUACUUAUAUCUAACAGUGGGCCAAAUGAGGCCAAAUUUUAAUAGUCUGCUUGAAUUGGAAUUCAUGAGAUUUGUGCUUAUGAAGCUACUUAGUUGAAAGAUAGUUUUUAAGUUAGGAUAAAUUACUAGAGUUUUUUUGAAUUUGACAUAUAAUUAUUCCUUGAAUUGUCUAUAUUUUUUCUCAUAGAUGAAUUUAUGUUCUCAGGGUAAAUCCUUUUGAAUUUUUAAAAAUUUUAGGAGAGACAAAUUGAUGUGUAUAUCAUGUUGUUUCCAAAAUAUCUUAAAAGUAGCUAAGCCAGUUUGCAUAGGAGGGAGUCUUGGGACUUUAAUGUAGAUAAAUGUUCCAGAAAUGAUUUUAGUUUUGUUGAGGUAUCUGUGUGGGUAUUGGUUUGUUGAAAAAGGUAGGCUUAUAAUCUUUUUAUUUUUUUUGCUAAUGUGCAGGUAUUUUAAUUAUAAAUCUCAAUUUUUUUUAGAUGUAGAAUGUCCCAAGUAAUUUCUUAAUAUCUUUGUCAAUUUAGCUUGUAGCAUAAAAAGUUUAAUCUGUGGACCCUUUCUUAAGGAAAACAAACUUUGCAGACCUCAGUGAAUGUCUUCAGACCCACUUUGUGGAACAGUAGUACUUAAGUUUAAGUUGCUUUUACAGAAUUAACAGGUCUCCAAGACAUUAAAAAAAAAAAGGUCAUUAUUGCUGUGGUUUGAGCUCAGCAUGGCUGUAGUCAUCCGUUUACUUGGGCUUCCUUUUAUUGCGGGGCCUGUGGAUAUUCGUCACUUCUUCACGGGAUUGACUAUUCCUGAUGGAGGAGUGCAUAUAAUUGGAGGGAAAAUUGGGGAGGCUUUUAUUAUUUUUGCAACAGACGAAGAUGCAAGACGUGCCAUAAGUCGUUCAGGAGGGUUUAUCAAGGAUUCCUCAGUAGAGCUCUUUCUUAGUAGCAAGGCAGAAAUGCAGAAGACUAUAGAUGUGAAAAGAACUGAUCGUGUAGGAAGAGGGCGACCAGGAUCUGGGGCAUCAGGGGUUGGCAGCCGAUCUGAUUUUGUUGAGCCAGUUAAGGAAGAAGCAAGUAACUCUGGAUAUGGCUCUUCAAUUAAUCAAGAUGCUGAGUUUCAUACUAAUGGUACAGGACACAGUGAGUUAAGGCCAAGAAAGACAAGGCCAUCGAAGGCUGAGAAUCCUUACUUGUUUCUACGAGGUUUGCCUUACUUGGUAAAUGAAGAUGAUGUACGUGUUUUUUUCUCUGGUUUAUGUGUGGAUGGAGUAAUUUUCCUAAAACAUCACGAUGGCCGAAAUAAUGGUGAUGCCAUAGUAAAAUUUGCUUCAUGUAUCGAUGCUUCUGGAGGGCUUAAAUGCCAUAGAAGUUUCAUGGGUUCACGAUUUAUAGAAGUAAUGCAAGGAUCAGAACAACAGUGGAUUGAGUUUGGUGGUAAUGCAGUUAAGGAGGUUGAUGUUCCUGUUAGAUCUGAAGAACAUUCUCCACCAAGAGGAAUUAACGAUAGACAUUUUCGAAAACGGUCUCAUUCAAAAUCUCCUAGACGAACACGUUCUCGUUCUCCUCUUGGAUUUUAUGUUCACUUAAAAAAUCUGUCCCUAAGCAUUAAUAAAAGAGAUAUAAGAAAUUUUUUUAGUGAUAUUGAUCUGACUAAUGAACAGAUAAGAUUUCUAUAUAAAGAUGAAAGAAGAACAAGAUAUGCCUUUGUGAUGUUCAAGACUUUGAAAGACUAUAAUGCUGCUCUGGGUUUACAUAAGACUGUUUUACAAUAUCGUCCAGUUUAUAUUGAUCCUGUUUCUAGAAAACAGAUGCUAAAGUUCAUUGAAUGUUAUGAAAAGAAGAGACCAGGAUCAGUAGAGAAAGAGAGGCCUGGACAUGUUACACAAAAAUACUCUCAAGAAGGUCACUCUAGCCAGAAGCUGUGCAUAUACAUAAGAAAUUUUCCAUUUGAUGUCACAAAAGUUGAAGUUCAAAAGUUCUUUGCAGACUUUUCUCUUGCUGAAGAUGACAUUUACUUGCUUUAUGAUGACAAAGGAGUUGGUCUGGGAGAAGCCUUGGUGAAAUUUAAAUCAGAAGAACAGGCCGUGAAAGCUGAACGUUUAAACCGUCGAAGAUUCUUAGGGACAGAGGUAUUAUUAAGACUUAUAUCUGAGGCACAAAUGCAGGAGUUUGAUGUAAACUUUUCCUUGACAUCUAGUGAGAAGAUGCAAGCCCAUUCACAGUCAGGUGAUAGAGAUGACCGUACUCAUUCAUUUGACUCAAAAGAUGCACAGGUAUAUUCAGUUGACUCUUCUGAAAACUUUAGACAUCAGUUAGAGGACUUGAGGCAGCAGGAUAAUUUCAAGCAUCCCCAGGGGGAUUUCAGACAACCAGAGAGGCGCCCACCAGAAGACUUUAGGCAUUCUCCGGAAGGUUUCAGGUUCCCCCCAGAGGACUUCAGGCGCCCUCGGAAGGAGCACUUCAGGCGGCUUUCAGAGGAGGACUUCCGCCGCCCUUGGGAAGAGGACUUCAGGCACCCUCCCGAGGAUGACUUCAGACACUCUAGAGGGGAGGACUGGAGGUGGCCUCCUGAGGAGGAUUGGAGGCGGCCACUGGAGGAAGAUUUCAGGCGUUCUCCCAAGGGGGACUUCAGGCAGCUUCCUAAGGAGGAGUUCAGGCAACCUCCUGAGGAAGACUUAAGGUGGCCCACGGAGGGAGAUUUCAGGCGGCCAUCUGAGGAGCAGUGGAGGCGGCCACCCGACGAGGGCUUCAGACGGCCACCACCCGAGGAGGACUUUCGGAGGCCCACAGAAGGUGAGUUCAGGCGCUCGCCUGAGGAGGACUACAGGCAUUCGCCCCCGGGGCAUUUCAGAAGGCCAUCCCAGGAGCGCUUCCGUAGGGCACCCCCAGAAUAUUUCAGGCGACCACCUCCUGAGCACUUCAGACGGCCACCCCCGGAGCACUUCAGACGGCCACCACCGGAGCAUUUGAGGCGUCAGCCCCCUGAGCACUUCAGGCGUCCACCCCAAGAGCAUUUCAGGCGUCCAGUACAGGAGCAUUUCAGGCGCCCCCGAGAGGAAGAUUUCAGGCAUCCACCAGAUGAAGACUUCAGAGACCCUCGGGAUGAAGACUUCAGGCACCCUCCAGAUAAGGAUUUCAGGAGCCCCCAGGAGGAAGAUUUAAGAUGUCCUUCUGACGAGGAUUUCAGGCAGCUUCCUGAGGACGACCGCAGGGAGGCUCCGGAGGAGGACCCUAGACUUCCUGAUAAUUUUAGACCUCCUGGUGAGGAUUUUCGGAGCCCGCCUGAUGAUUUUAGAAGUCAUCGCCCUUUCGUGAAUUUUGGUCGCCCAGAAGGUGGCAAGUUUGAUUUUGGAAAGCAUAAUAUGGGAGGUUUUCCUGAGGGGAGAUUUAUGCCUGAUCCAAAGUUAAAUUGUGGUUCAGGUAGAGUAACUCCUAUUAAGGUAAUGAAUCUUCCAUUUAAAGCUAAUGUCAAUGAAAUUUUAGACUUUUUCCAUGGUUAUAGAAUUAUACCUGAUUCAGUUUCAAUACAGUAUAAUGAGCAAGGAUUACCUACAGGGGAAGCCAUUGUUGCUAUGAUAAAUUAUAAUGAAGCUAUGGCUGCUAUUAAAGAUCUAAAUGAUAGGCCAGUUGGCCCCAGAAAAGUUAAGUUAAUUUUGCUCUAGAAUGCAUUUCUGAAUGCAGAAUUAUCUUCCUCCCACAGUAUUGAUGCAGUAGAAUGCCUCUUUAAAAAUUGUUUAUUUUUAAUUAUCUGAUGAAAAGAAAUACUUUUAAUUUGAUCUGUGACUAGAACAAAUGUAAAUAGAAUGUGAAUCUGGUUUUCUUUUGCUUGCAAAUUGCAGUUAAGUUUUUAUAAUUUAAAAUUAUAUAUGCUUUUUUUCCUGACAGGAAAGAACUAAUUCCCUGAGUUCAUUAAUUUUUGUUGAUGCCAUGGGUGAAUCUCAAGACUUAUAUAAAGUACAGUUGUAUUUGGAGGAGAUAAAUUUUAUAUUUACUUUUUUAUUUUAUUCUGUAGUCUAUAUCUUUACUCAAACUGUAUAAGGAAAUAGCGACUGAUUGUUCAGGUUUGGCGUUUUCAUUGCUACCUGCCUGCAGAAUUAAUGCCCUUUUCUUUGUCUGAGAUAUUAUUGUGUUAAGUCUCCUGUUAACUAUAAAUAGUUCAAAAUGGACAGACUGUCAAGUUGAAGUUUACUUAUGUAAAAAGCUUAGGUGAUUCUUAAGGUUUCCAUGUUCAUAGCUUUGCAAAGUUUCAUAAAAAUAAAAAAUUGCAA
Messenger RNA from Nycticebus coucang (slow loris), 4504 nucleotides. It is a transcript of the gene RBM12B, whose product is annotated as RNA binding motif protein 12B. Bases 959 to 3898 code for a protein of 979 amino acids. The transcript has 3 exons. The record is from RefSeq and is a predicted model, not a curated record. Gene Ontology annotation, biological process: regulation of RNA splicing. Gene Ontology annotation, cellular component: nucleoplasm; ribonucleoprotein complex. Lineage: Eukaryota; Metazoa; Chordata; Mammalia; Primates; Lorisidae. Gene Ontology annotation, molecular function: RNA binding.